AUGUCUAAUCCACCACUGACUGAAUCUGUACAAAAGUGGAAUGGAAAACCAUGGGCAAAAAGCUUACUUGAUGAUCCAUCCUUGUCAGUUUUAUCUGUGUCCCAAUUUACGCUCUAUGGUACUAUAAAAAAGGGAACGAAACCGGAUUUCCAUAAAGCAGCUAAAGGUAUGGAUGCCCGAAGCUUGUAUGAUGAACUAUUAAACCAAUUGAGAAUUGGAUUAGGUAGUGAAGAAAGAGUAAAGGAUGGACAAUUUGGAGCUAUGAUGGAUGUUUCCUUAACAAACGAUGGACCAGUAACGAUAAUUUGGGAUACCCAAGAUUCAUCUUUAUAA
This is a messenger RNA of Debaryomyces fabryi, 333 nucleotides long. RefSeq lists its product as uncharacterized. Gene Ontology annotation, molecular function: D-tyrosyl-tRNA(Tyr) deacylase activity. The transcript has a single exon. Bases 1 to 333 code for a protein of 110 amino acids. The record is from RefSeq and is a predicted model, not a curated record. Gene Ontology annotation, biological process: tRNA metabolic process. NCBI's taxonomy places the organism in Eukaryota, Fungi, Ascomycota, Pichiomycetes, Serinales, Debaryomycetaceae. Gene Ontology annotation, cellular component: cytoplasm.